AUGAACCAAACCGCCACCGUAUCGCAUCAAGUGAAAUGCCAGUCUACGAAGACCAUCAAGGACCUGGGUGGGGGGAUUCCUCCUCAGAGGAACUGGAAAGGCAUUGCCAUCGCUCUGCUGGUCAUCUUGGUGGUCUGCUCCCUUAUCACCAUGUCUGUCAUCCUCCUCACACCAGCUGACAACCAAGCUGGAAGUGACACCAAGCUGGCUGUGGAAGAUCUGUUCAGACCUGAGUUCAAGGUCCAUGACCCGGAGGCCAAGUGGAUCAAUGACUCUGAAGUCAUCUACAGAAACAGUGACGGCCACGUCAUCAAGUUCAACAUCCUUACAAACGAGACGGAGAUUGUCCUGACGAACACAACAUUUAUCAAUUUCAACGUGGUCAAGUACUCUGUCUCCCCUGAUCUGAAGUAUGUGCUCUUUGCUUAUGAUUUAAAACAGGUUUACCGCCACUCCUACAUGGCCUCCUACAGUAUCUACAAUAUUCACACUCGAGAGGUUUGGGAGCUGGACCCUCCUGAGGUGGUGAACUCAGUCCUUCAGUACGCGGCUUGGGGAGUGCAAGGCCAACAACUGAUCUACAUAUUUGAGAACAACAUCUACUACCAAUCAGAUGUCAAGAGUAACUCCCUUAGGCUAACAUCCUCAGGGAAGGAAGGGAUCAUCUUCAACGGGAUUGCUGACUGGCUCUAUGAAGAGGAGAUCCUUCAGACCCAUGUGGCACACUGGUGGUCACCUGACGGAGAGAGGUUGGCCUUCCUGGUCCUUAAUGACAGUCUGGUGCCCAACAUGGCUUUACCUCGCUUCACCGGCCUGACAUACCCCAAAGGAAAGCAAUACCCAUACCCGAAGGCCGGCCAACCCAACCCGGUGGUGAAGCUCUAUGUAGUGAAUCUUUACGGGCCGACGCACACGCUAGAGCUCAUGCCUCCAGAGACGCUCAAACUACGGGAACAUUAUGUUACCAUGGUGAAGUGGAUCAGCAAGACCAAGACUUCUGUCAGGUGGCUGAACCGAGCCCAGAACAUCUCCAUCCUGACCGUGUGUGACACCACCACCGGAGCCUGCGUCACGAGACAUGAAGAAAGCUCGGAGCUCUGGCUUUCCAAGCAGAACCAAGAACCGGUGUUCUCCAAAGACGGCAGCAGAUUCUUCCUGACCGUCCCGGUCAAACAAGGCGGGCGUGGAGAGUUCCAUCACAUCGCCAUGUUCACCACACAGUUCAGAGCAGAUCAAAAUGAAGUCCGACAUUUAACAUCAGGGAACUGGGAGGUGACCAAGAUCCUUUCCUUUGAUGAGAACACUGACAACCUUUAUUUUCUCAGCACAGAGGGUUCACCACGGCGACGGCAGCUUUUCAGUGUUAAGACUGUGGGUCUGUUCCCACGCCGCUGUUUGACAUGCGAGCUAAAUAAAGCUCACUGUCUGUACUUCGAUGCUGACAUCAGCCCCACGAACCAGCACAUUAUCCUGCAUUGUAAAGGUCCUGGAGCGCCGACUGUGAUCUUACACAGCCUCAAUAAUUCAAAUUACUACAUCCUUGAGAACAACUCGUUGCUGAAGGCGGCCUUGAAGUUCAAAAGGAUCCAGAUGACUGACUUCAGAACUGUUCAGAUGGAACAUUUUGAUUUACCUUUGAAGAUCUCCUAUCCUCCAGACUUCUCUGAGUCCCGUCACUAUGGCCUACUGUUGCUUAUUGACAGCGCCCCCGGUGGUCAGGCUGUGAGCAACCGCUUCUCUCUCAGCUGGGACUCUGUGCUGGUCAGCUCAGACAGCGUCAUCGUGGCUCGGCUGGACGGCCGGGGCAGCGGCUUCCAGGGUCAGAGGAUCCUGCACGAGGUUCACCAGAGACUGGGAACUGUUGAUGUUCAGGACCAGAUUGCAGCAGUAGAAUUCAUGAUGACAUUUCCAUAUAUUGAUCGGACACGGAUAGCAGUGUUUGGAAAGGGAUAUGGAGCGUACAUAACAUUAAUGAUGCUCAAGUCGACUGACAGCCUCUUCAAAUGUGCCUGUGCGAUGUCUCCAGUGACAGACUGGAAACUCUAUGCAUCAGCGUUCUCUGAGAGAUACCUUGGCAUGCCAUUACGGGAUGACAGCAGAUAUCAGUUUUCCAGUGUGCUGCAGAAUGCUCAAGCACUUAGGGAGCAGACACUGAUGCUGGUGCACGGCACAGCAGAUGCCAACAUCCACUUUCAGCAUACUGCUGAGCUCGUCAAGAACCUUGUGAAAGUUGGAGCAAACUACUCAAUGCAGAUAUACCCAGAUGAGGGCCAUUUCCUGUCUCAGCAGAGUCGCCAGCACCUCUACGCCACACUUAUAAGCUUCUACAGGGAUUGUCUGAAGGAGGAGUUAAUAGCGCUGCCUGAUGACGAAGAGGAGGAGGAGGAGUAGGCGGGAGGCUUUGAGGGUCAGACCUUUGGCAGAGCUUGAAGAAUUUUGCUAAAAUCCGUCAAGGCCUUUCACGUUUGGACCAAGUGUUUAGCCGGACAUGGACAUUGGGUUAGAGCUGCCAAUGCUCUAAAAGUGUGUGUGGCUGUGUGUGUGAGCACUCCGGUGUGUGACUGUGUAUGUAUAAAUGUGUUGAAAAGAUAACCGAAGGACAUGACAGUGACACUUGCAUUGCCGGGACUUAAGGCAGGAACUGCCCUCUAGCAUAAAGUCAUUUCAGUUUUGGGACGCUCCGUUUCUUGGCAAAGCCCACGGAAGACUGCCUCCAUCUUCUGCGGGCUCUCUGGGCUGUUGUCAUCUACAAGUGCAUGGUUCUUUUUUCCCUAGCGGCUUCACUCAUAUCGCCAUGUUAGUCCCCUUCGUGGUAACACUUGGAAAGAAAUGGACACAGACACGUUUGAUCUCACCUCUCCUAUGGUUGUUGUAUUGUUGCUCAAGGAAAUGCUCCAGCGAAAAUGUUUAGUCACGCAAGUUCACAACAGCAGAGACGAUCCUGAAUAAGUGCUAUUUCCUGCUGAAACCCUCCGCCAUCGUCCACCCUGAAUAAAAAAAAAACACUAUAGGUCACACUUUAUUGUACAGGGGUCUUGUGUAGACAUGUACAAUGCCUUAUGAGGUUCAACAUACUGUAAUAUUACUUGCUGGCAGUGGUAGUCAUCCAUUAGCAGUGUCAUGUUAGCCUAUGUCAACUCAGGUCCUCGAGACACAGCAUCGCAAUCAGUUUAGUAUCAGUUACAACAGCUGAAUGGUUAUGAAUAUGUUGUGAAUUCUAUAUGGUAGUUUCAGGCCACACUUAAAAGGAUUGUGGAGAUGUUUUGAAGUGUGGUUGUAAAAGAUAAUUAUCUAUAGUCAGUGUGUUACCUACAGUAGAUGUGGUCAGCACACCCCCACUUUGGAGAAGCAGACAGGAGUACCAGCAGGAAGCUAAGUACUGUACUGCUGUGGACAGGUCAGCAGCAAAACAUAUGUUCGACACCUAAACGAAAGGCCACACUAAUAAAUCAUUAUUGUUAUCUUUGCUGUCUUCAAAGCCACCAAGACUCUAUUGAAAACAAACAGCAGGUUUACCUUGCAGAACACAGAAGUUGCUAAUCUACCUCUGCUUCGAUUGAUUAGUUAGUUAGUUUGUGUUGUUGUGUAAAUUUGGUGAAUUCAAACGAACAAAAGUCACACAAUAACACAAACUAACUAACUAACUAACUAACUAACAGACAGAGGCAGCAGUAGAUAAGCAACCCCUGUGUUCUGCAAGGUAAAAUGACUGUCUUUUUCAAUGGAGUCUGGUGGCUUUGAAAAGAGUAUAGAUCGGGUUUCAGUUCCCCGUUGGAAAGGGUUGUGUGACAGCAAGGUAAAGUGGUGAAGAUAUUCUAAAUACAGCGUACACCUAAACAGGUGUCAAAAAUAUGUUUUGCUGCUAACCUGUCCACAGCAGUACAUUACUUAUCUUAGCUUAGCUUAGCUUAGCUUAGUUUAGCUUAGCUUAGCUUAUCUUAGCUUAGCUUAGAUUCCUGCUGGUACUCCUGUUUAUUUCUCCAAAUUUGGGGCAAGCUUACCAUCAUCUACUGCAGGUAACACACUGGAUAAGUGUUUCAUACAACCACAAUUCAAAACAUCCACACUUUCCCUUUAAUAUGUCAUUAAAUCCUGUUUUCUUAAAAUCUCAAAAGGUAUGACAAUUUUUCAGCGUGGCUCCACCUGAUUCAAGAGCUUUCUUGAAGUCAAGAGACAUUUUCUCUAUUUCUGGAUAUUCUCUUAUUUCAAGAAAAAAAAAAUUAUUGCAAUGGAUAUUAAUGAAAAUGGGUGUACUAAGAUGGACAAUUUUACAGUGUCAGUAAGGUGUUUGCAUGUCUACAGGGAACGUGUCAAGUGUUGUCACAUUUUGUAUAGUACAAUACAGCAGAGUGUGUACAUAAAUAUAUUUUUGAGAUGUCAGAUAUCAUAGAUAGUUUAGUCUAUUGGGAUGGAUUGAUUUGACCUGGAUGUCUUGUACUUUUUUCUUUCUGUUUUCCUUUCAGUUGUUGAUUUUCUUCAUAGGAAGGAUUUUGUAAUGCUUGUUCUUGUUCUUUUUGCUGUUUUAAAGGGAAAGGUUAGGGCUGAGCUUUUGGGCUUAUUGUGAUUGUCCUCUAGUGAUGAUUAUGAAUAAAAAAAGACGAUGAAAAACA
Molecule: messenger RNA, 4610 nt
Organism: Cottoperca gobio
Lineage: Eukaryota; Metazoa; Chordata; Actinopteri; Perciformes; Bovichtidae
Gene: dpp10
Product: dipeptidyl peptidase like 10
Exons: 26
Coding region: 1-2391 (796 amino acids)
Biological process (GO): proteolysis; regulation of potassium ion transmembrane transport
Cellular component (GO): voltage-gated potassium channel complex; plasma membrane
Molecular function (GO): serine-type peptidase activity; potassium channel regulator activity
Source: RefSeq, a predicted model, not a curated record